AUGAUCCAAACACCGGCAUGGUUUUUGAGGCUUGGCUCUCGUCUCGCCAAUCGCCAAGUUGUCUUUACCUUUGCUGCUUUGGCCAUCCUUGAAGCAAAACUCGCACACAUCCACAGCCAUCGGUUUGCUGUCGCACCAAAUCGAUUACUGUCUUAUCUCGGCUCAUUCUUUCUUCAAGACAUACUUCUCCUAAUUCUCAUCAGACUCCUCCUCGAUCAUUGGGUACCGAGGGCCUCGGUACCAUACUUCCUCAGCACUGCCGUGACUGGCGUGUUGAUCUUUUACAAUGUCGCUCUUGCUACCGCAUCCGUCUCCUUCUAUCUCGUCUCUGGAUCCGAAAUUCACUGGCGAAAUAUCAACCUUGUCUCUGACCCCACAUCCAGGGCCAUCGUGCUCUCAGGCUUCGUCACCUUUACCCUCGUCGUGUCGGCCUCACUCUUCCUAAGCUGGCUGCUCCAGAACAUUUGUUACAAAGUGUUUGGAUGGGGUGCUGAUAUCUCCAACUUCCCCUUUACUUUGGCGGGAAAGAGUUUGAGUCGCUUUUUGAGGAACAGAAUUAGCUACGGCCGGAUCCCCGAGCCCGAUGCCGUUGAUAGCUCGGAUAAUCGAUACUCUGACGGAGACGACGAUUCGAGCCACGACUCUUUUUUCGACCUUGAGAAACCUCAGACGGCAUAUUCGCGACUCUCAGCAAGGAUACACAAUGCGUCCGGGAUUUCUCUACCACCAUCCACCGUCAAGCGCAUCGUACACAGCAUACCAUAUGUCGCCUGGUCUCUCUUUCUCCUUGCUUUGGCUGUCUUGUCGCUUCAAAGACCAAGCGAUCGAUCCCUUGUCUUCCUCUCGUGGACUGCCGGACUCUUGCCGUUCAUCGAUUUUUCUUCCACCUCGCCACUCCUAGACCAACUGCCUUCUCAUUACGGGGUGGGCAUUCAACGCCAAUGGGAUGGACGAUCAGCCCUCAGUGAACCGCCAAUGCUCAGCUGGCUACCCAAGGGCGAGCCCUUGGUUGGAUUUGAGGAUUGGUACGCACCCCAAGAGAUGCACUACAACUCAGCCGCGGACCCCUUGAAGAUAUCCAACCUCAACCAACCCUUGAUAGAGUCUCUGCGCGACAAGUUACAAGAUGUCCCGGUCCGCCAUGUGAUUUUAUUUCUCCUCGAAAGCACCAGAAACGACGUGUUCCCCAUCAAGAAACAUGGGCCCAUCUGGAACCGAUUUCAGGACUCGUACCCUGAUCAUAAGAUCCCUCAGGAAGCCAUUGAGAGGCUAUCGACAUUGAUGCCUACCGCAAAUUAUAUCACUGGCGACUAUGAUGAUGGUUUCGAACACGGCGAGAGGCCUAAGCGUGGCGGUCCCCGGUUCACGAAUGCUCACACAACUGGUACCUAUACGCUGAAGAGCUUGGUCGGUACGAUUUGCGGGUUAAACCCCCUCAUCGCCGACUUCAAUCUUGAUUACAAGCGUCAUAUCUACCAGCCCUGUCUGCCACAUAUCUUCGAAGCUAUGAACAAAGUCACGGACACAGCCGAGUCGGGUUCUAAGUGGAAGUCCUACUUCUACCAAGCGGCGACCAUUCAUUACGACAAUCACGAUAAGCUCAUGGCUGCCAUUGGCUUUCCUGAGCAAAACACCAUUGAUCGGGAUUGGCUCCGGAGCGAGAAUGCUUCACACGGUGCUGUUCACCUCGAAGACAUCAACUACUUCGCCUUUCAAGAGGAUCCCCUCGAGGAUUAUAUCCGUGACAUCUUUGUCAACGCUGAGGAGACAAACGAUCGGGUGUUUCUCACACAUAUCACAAGUACAAGUCAUCAUGGCUAUGGUCUACCUGUCAAUGAAACAUCUACCCCAUUCGGCAAAAACGAGGCAGAGACACUAUCUGAUUAUGUCAAUGCUGAAGCCUAUGAUGAUAGAUGGAUCCGCAAAGUUUUGGAUCUACUGGAUGAGCAAGGGGUGGCUAAUGAGACGCUCGUAGUCUUCCUUGGAGAUCAUGGCGUCUCAUUAGUCGAGAACGAUAAAGCAUCCCCUUAUUAUAACCCCAGCAUAGGCGCCGAUCAUGUUCCUCUGGUGCUUUCACAUCCUCGACUACCAGCGUUCGAUGUCCACGAUGCUGUUUCGUCCAUCCAGGUGCUACCUACAAUUCUUGAUCUUCUUCUCGAGACUGGAUCGCUCGACAACAGCAGUCGGCAAGUUGCAGAGGAUAUCGUUCACAAUUAUGAAGGACAAUCCCUCCUGCGACCGCAACAGCUGAGCGAUCAAGGACUGUGGCAAUUCACUGUCGUCAAUCCCGGGCGAGCUAUGCUUGGCGUGCGUGACGCCCGACAUCCCGAGCGCCAUCUUGUUGUCCCUCUUAUCGACAAUGUAGAGUGGCGGUUAAGUAAUAUCACAGCCGAUCCCUUGGAAAAGGAUGGUGUACAAGCCUUUGACUUCAUCUCAUUUUUGCAAAGCGUGGAGGCGAAAUUUGGCCCUGAGUGGGCUCAGUGGGCAGAAGAGGGUGCAUUCACUACUCGUUGGCAUGUUCAGGAUAAUAGUAAGCGUUGGCGUUAUGAGCGCAAUCCGAAAGUUCAGGAGAAAAAGGAUCAAUGA
Molecule: messenger RNA, 2586 nt
Organism: Fusarium keratoplasticum
Lineage: Eukaryota; Fungi; Ascomycota; Sordariomycetes; Hypocreales; Nectriaceae
Product: Sulfatase domain-containing protein
Exons: 1
Coding region: 1-2586 (861 amino acids)
Source: RefSeq, a predicted model, not a curated record